AUGACAGGGAACCUGUCUCUGUGGGUUUCCACACCUGCUGAUCCUUUACAGAAUGACUCUGUCUUCUCCCUGCUGAGCUCGCCUGCUCCAACCUCCCCGCCACCCUGGGAGGCUCCAUCAUUCACUGUGGCGGCCCGUUGCCGUGUCGCAGCCACUCUGGUGCUGUUUGUCUUUGCUGCUGGCAGUAACUUGUCGGUCCUGAUCAGCGUGUGCUGGGGGCGAGGUUAUCGCCUGGCGGCACACCUGCGCCCACUCAUCGCCAGCAUGGCAUCCGCUGAUCUUGUAAUGACUUUUGUGGUGAUGCCGCUGGAUGCCAUUUGGAACAUUACAGUGCAGUGGUACGCUGGGGAUAUUAUGUGUAAGCUGCUGUGCUUCCUUAAGCUCUUUGCCAUGCACUCAGCAGCAUUCAUACUGGUGGUGGUGAGUCUGGACCGCUAUCGGGCCAUCCUUCAUCCUUUGGAUUCUCUCGAUGCAGGGCUCAGGAACAGACGCAUGCUGCUGGUGGCCUGGACUCUGAGUCUGCUGCUGGCAUCUCCACAGCUGUUCAUCUUCCGGGCCAUUAAAGCUGAUGGAGUGGACUUCACUCAGUGUGUGACCCACGGAAGUUUCCAGUAUCUCUGGCAGGAGACGGCAUACAACAUGUUUCACUUUGUGACGCUGUAUGUCUUCCCCCUGCUUGUCAUGACUUUCUGCUACACCCGCAUCCUCGCCAAGAUCAAUGGGCAGAUGCGCAAGACCAAAGAUGGUGAGCAUUGCCUUAGACGCAGUGGAACAGACAUGAUACCCAAAGCCCGGAUGAAGACCCUCAAGAUGACCAUUGUGAUCGUUAGCUCUUUCGUCAUCUGUUGGACACCCUACUACCUCCUGGGGAUCUGGUACUGGUUCCAACCAGCCAUGAUCAAGCACACACCUGAGUAUGUGCACCACAUACUGUUUGUCUUUGGCAACCUAAACACGUGCUGUGAUCCUGUCAUCUACGGCUUCUACACACCGUCUUUCCGGGCCGAUCUCGCUGACGUGUUGGCGUGCUGCCAUGGUCGGCAAACCAAUGCCUCGCCCCGCUCUGUGGAUCGUCUGUCUGCACGAAGUGCUGGAGCUGCUGUAGAGAUGGAGUCUGAUCUAAGCUCGAACCAGCAUAGCGGGAACCCCAGUUAAACAGUGGAACAUCUCACUCUGAGGAAUUAAGCAUUGUUAUGAUAUAGCCAAUGUCGUUAAUGGGGGUCAGCUGUUUAAUUCUCGAGGAAAUCCAUGGGUACAUAAUUGGAUGGGAACCUCUUGCCCUUUAGGACAACUGUUUUAAGCUGUGGAACUGUGAUCCAGAGGGAAAAACCUCUCUUCUCAACAUCUGCACCAACCGAUUUUUAUGCCCUCGCUGGUCUUCUAUGGUCUCUCAAGAUCACAAACAAAAGCUGAUGUGCUGUAAGACCAGUGUGCCACUAC
Morone saxatilis (striped sea-bass) is the source of this 1440-nucleotide messenger RNA. Its product is annotated as gonadotropin-releasing hormone II receptor-like. The record is from RefSeq and is a predicted model, not a curated record. Gene Ontology annotation, biological process: G protein-coupled receptor signaling pathway. Gene Ontology annotation, molecular function: peptide binding; gonadotropin-releasing hormone receptor activity. NCBI's taxonomy places the organism in Eukaryota, Metazoa, Chordata, Actinopteri, Moronidae. The transcript has 3 exons. Bases 1 to 1155 code for a protein of 384 amino acids. Gene Ontology annotation, cellular component: membrane.